This is a messenger RNA of Prorocentrum cordatum, 1483 nucleotides long. The record is from the annotation of a GenBank genome assembly. Lineage: Eukaryota; Dinophyceae; Prorocentrales; Prorocentraceae.
GCUACGCCCAGUGGACGCUGGGGUUCGCCGACCCGCCGGUCUGCAUCGAGACGUGGAGCCGCAGGUUCCGCGUGAAGGCGCUCAACCACAGGGGCGUGCCUCUUGUGUGCGUCAUAGCGGAGGCCCUCAAAGCGUCCGACGCGCUGGUCGACGUCAAAGUCGAUGUCGACAGCAUCGAGGGUCAGGUCAAAAAGGCGGAGGGCUUCUUCCCGGAGGAGGAGCGGUCCAAGCAGCCGAGCAUGUUCUCGCUCGUGCGUUCCAUCGUGGAUGUCUUCAGCUCGGAGGAGGAGACGCCCACCUGGGGCUGUACGGCGCCUUCGGGUACGACCUUGCCUUCCAGUUCGAGGACAUCCGGCUGCAUCAGCAGCGGGACCCGACGGCCCGCGAUCUGGUGCUGUAUAUCCCCGACGAGAUCUUGGUGAUCAACCACCAGGCGCAGCAGUCGUACAGGCUAAAGUACGACUUCAUCCUGAAGGGCGCCUUCGGGAUGAAGAGCACCAAGGGACUACCCCGCGAGUCCCCGCAGGUGCCGUUCCAGCCCCGCACGGAGCUGCCCGCGAACGUCUCGGCCCGCGAGUUUGCCCCUGGCGAGUUCGCCAAGCUGGUGGACAAGGCCAAGGUGAAGUUUGCCCGCGGGGACCUCUUCGAGGCGGUCCUCUCCCAGACGUUCCGUGAGCCGUGCGCGUCCCUGCCCAGCGAGAUCUUCGAGCGGCUCCAGCAGCGGAAUCCGGCCCCCUACGGCUUCCUGAUGAACCUGGGCGAGGCCGAGUACCUGGUGGGGGCGUCGCCGGAGAUGUUCGUGCGCGUCGAGAGGAACCUCCAGGGCAUGCGCUGCGAGACGUGCCCCAUCAGCGGCACCAUCCGCCGCGGCAAGAACGCGCUGGAGGACGCAGAGAACAUCAGGACCAUCCUCACGGACCCGAAGGAGGACUCCGAGAUCACGAUGUGCACGGACGUGGACCGCAACGACAAGUCCCGCAUCUGCGAGGCGGGCACGGUGCAGGUCAUCGGCAGGCGGCAGAUCGAGAUGUACAGCCGCCUCAUCCACACCGUGGACCACGUCGAGGGCUACCUGCGCCCCCAGUUCGACGCCCUGGACGCCUUCCUCGUGCACAUGUGGGCGGUGACGGUGAUGGGGGCGCCGAAGACGUGGGCCAUGCAGUUCGUGGAGGACUUCGACCGAGAGGUCGCAGCGCCGCUGGUACGGGGCCUCGGUCGGGCACGUGGCCUUCGACGGCCACCUGAACACAGGGCUGACCCUCCGGACCGUCCGCAUCCACCACGGCGUGGCGGAGGUGCGGGCCGGGGCCACGCUGCUCUUCGACAGCGUCCCAGAGUCGGAGGAGAAGGAAACCGAGCUGAAGGCCUCGGCUGCCCUGAGCGCCGUGACGAACAAGGCGCCGCCGCAGGCGAGCGGCGCCUCGGCGGAGGCGCCCGCUGCGAAGCCCGCGGGCGGGGACGGCAAGCAGGUGUUGCUCAUUGA